AUGUCUGCGGUUCUGACAGGUGAGACACUGGCCCGCGGUCUCCCGGGUAACCACGUUUACUUCAACUGGAGGCUCCGCCCUCGCUGGCUGGAUUCGCUUUUUCAUCACGUGAUCGCGCAGGCUUGUGCAAGAUGGGGCUUGACUGUCUUCCUCUUGCAACACAGUCAUGUACGAAGUCCAAGUUUCCCUGGCCUGACUCUGACAGGUCCCCGGAGGAAGCCUGGAGGGGUCAAGCUGGAGUUGGAAGUGGAGUUCCGUGGGUUUGGGGCCGCGGCUGCCGCACAGCGGCUCCUCCAGGCCGAGACCCCAGCGCAGAAUGGACAGAAGGCGGCGACCUCCCGGAGGAGUGGCCGGGCCAGGAGCGUGCUGCGCUGCUUCUCCACCGCGGUCCUGUAUGCCGCCUUCCUGGGGCUGGGAGUGACGGUUGCCAUAUUGGGACCCACCUUUCCAGACCUGGCAAGAAAUGUGAACCGGAAUGUCAGUAGUCUUUCCGAAAUAUUCGUGGGCCGUGCCCUCGGCUACUUGUGUGGCUCUGUAGUUGGCGGGGUGCUUUUCGACUGUAUGAAUCAUUUUUUACUUUUGGGGAUGUCGAUGCUGGCUACCACGAUUGGUCUUUAUCUCAUUCCUUUCUGCAAGGCAGCAACAUUACUGAUUGCCAUGAUGUCUGUGUUCGGUGCUUCAUUUGGCGCUCUGGAUACAGGUGCAAAUGUCCUCAUCUUGGCUCUUUGGGGGGAUGAAGGAGCCCCACACAUGCAGGCCUUGCACUUCAGUUUCGCCUUGGGUGCCUUCCUGGCUCCCCUGUUGGCUAAAUUGGCUUGGGGAACAUCAGCAUCUACUCAGAACCACACAGAGCCUGACUUUGACCUUCUAAUGAUGAACAGAUCUUCUGAAGCUACCUCAGAUUCUCUGUUUGCAGUACCUGAGGACAUGAACCUGCUGUGGACGUAUGUUUCCAUUGGCACGUAUGUUUUAGUGGUGUCUGUCUUUCUGUUUGGUCUGUUUUGUAUUAAACGCUCAAGGCAGAAAAAAUCCACAGCAUCUGGUCAGAGAGCUCGAAGAGCUAAAUAUCACAGGGCCCUGCUCUGUCUCCUCUUCCUCUUCUUCUUCUUUUACGUUGGAGCUGAGGUGACGUUUGGCUCUUACAUAUUCUCCUUCGCCACCACCCAUGUUGGCAUGACAGAAAGUGAAGCAGCUGGCUUGAACUCCAUCUUCUGGGGGACCUUUGCUGCUUUCAGGGCCCUGGCAAUCUUCUUUGCAACAGUCCUACAGCCUGGAACCAUGAUUGUGUUGAGCAACAUUGGCAGCCUUGUCUCAUCUUUCUUUCUGGUGCUUUUUGACAAGAGCCCUCUUUGUCUCUGGAUCGCAACUUCUGUGUAUGGAGCCUCGAUGGCAACCACAUUUCCCAGUGGAGUUUCCUGGAUUGAGCAGUACACCAGCAUUAGUGGGAAAUCUGCAGCAUUCUUUGUCAUUGGUGGCACUGUAGGAGAAAUGGCGAUGCCUGCAGUAAUAGGAAUUCUUCAAGGACACUACCCAGAUCUGCCAGUCAUUCUGUACACCUGUUUUGCAUCAGCCAUAUCGACUGCUGUUUUAUUUCCUGUGAUGUAUAAAUUAGCCACCUUACCUCUGUAA
Messenger RNA from Cricetulus griseus (Chinese hamster), 1629 nucleotides. The record is from RefSeq and is a predicted model, not a curated record. NCBI's taxonomy places the organism in Eukaryota, Metazoa, Chordata, Mammalia, Rodentia, Cricetidae.